AAUUGCUAUUUCAAAAUCGGCUACAAUCAGGAACCUGACCGCAUUGCUAGAGAACAUCUGCAUUGCGGCAGGCUACGCUGACCAAGCCGGACAUUUCUAAAGAGGAGGCUCACUUCUACUGCCAAAAAAUUGAAAAGGAGCGCAGAUACAGCAAAAAUGGCUAUGGUCAAGAAGGUCGAUGAGGAGGAUGAGCAGAUCAUCAAGCCGGAGGCAGCAACGCCCAAUGUCAACACCAGCGACUGGCCGCUGCUUCUGAAGAAUUGGGACAAGCUCCUGGUCCGAACCGGCCACUUUACACCCAUCCCAGCAGGUUGCACGCCUUUGAAGCGCGACCUCAAGUCCUACAUUUCCUCCGGUGUCAUCAAUCUCGACAAGCCGUCUAACCCAUCCUCGCACGAAGUCGUCGCAUGGCUGAAGCGCAUACUGCGCGUGGAAAAGACUGGUCACUCGGGUACUCUCGAUCCCAAAGUGACAGGAUGUCUGAUCGUCUGUGUCGACCGCGCAACAAGACUAGUCAAGAGUCAACAGGGUGCUGGUAAGGAGUACGUCUGCGUUCUCCGACUGCACGACAAGCUUCCAGGUGGACAGGCACAGCUUGCACGGGCCCUGGAGACGCUCACUGGUGCGCUUUUCCAACGACCGCCGCUCAUCUCUGCUGUCAAGCGACAGCUUCGUAUCCGUACCAUCCACGAGAGCAAGCUGCUGGAGUUCGACAACGACCGACAGCUUGCCGUGUUCUGGGUGUCUUGCGAAGCUGGUACAUACAUCCGUACUCUCUGCGUACAUCUUGGUCUUCUCCUUGGUGUUGGUGGACAUAUGCAAGAGCUUCGCCGUGUGCGAUCCGGUGCUAUGGACGAGCAGGACGGCAUGGUCACGCUACAUGACUGUCUCGAUGCUCAGUGGCUCUACGAUAACCAGCGCGACGAGUCAUACCUCCGCACUGUCAUUAAACCCCUCGAAACUCUGCUGACCACCUACAAGCGCAUUGUCGUCAAGGACUCCGCAGUCAAUGCAGUCUGCUACGGUGCCAAGCUCAUGAUUCCAGGCCUUCUACGAUACGAAUCAGGUAUUGAAGUGCAUGAAGAGGUUGUCCUCAUCACUACCAAGGGCGAGGCCAUUGCGCUUGCCAUCGCACAAAUGAGUACUGUCGAGCUCUCUUCAUGCGAUCAUGGUAUCGUUGCCAAGGUCAAGCGCUGUAUUAUGGAACGUGAUCUCUACCCAAGAAGAUGGGGAAUGGGACCAAUUGCCACCGAGAAGAAGAAGAUGAAGGAGAGCGGCAAGCUUGACAAGUUCGGACGACCAAACGAAGCGACUCCAGCUUCGUGGAAGCAGGAGUACAAGGACUUCAACGAGACUAACGGCGUUGAAGGCAGCGAAAAGCUCAGAAUACAACCCAAGACUGAAGCCCAAGCAGCAGAAGGUGCCGCCGUCAAGGAGGGCAUCAUCGGCAAGAGCAGCACACAGACAAAGAAGGAAGAUGUGGAAAUGGCCGAGGCCGUCCCAGCUACUGGUGCUUCAGCCGGAGAGCUCGACACCAAGGAAGUCAAGAAGGAGAAGAAGAAGCGCAAGCAUGACGGUGAAACAGCUGAAGAGAAGGCCGAGCGCAAGGCUAAGAAGAAGGCCAAGAAGGAAGCCAAGAAGAAGCGAGAGUCGGCAGCCGCUGACGAUAGCGACGACAGUGACUGAGCUGGUUCUUGAUUCUGAUUGCUUUCUGGGAUGUGUUCAAUUUUGCGGCCAAAGGCACGGCGAAUGUUCGACUACUAUGGUAUGCUUACUUCUAGCGGCGCUACAUGGCUCUGUGUACAGUACGCUAUCGCGCAUAGGCGCUGGUGGCGUUCUUUGAGUUUUGGAGAGACAUGGCGUUCAAAGAAGAUGAUUUACGUGUUCGAGGACCUUAGAUACCAGGAAGGUGGAUCGAAUGGAAAUGCAAGAAUAAGUGUUGGACGAGAUCAG
Molecule: messenger RNA, 1953 nt
Organism: Pseudocercospora fijiensis CIRAD86
Lineage: Eukaryota; Fungi; Ascomycota; Dothideomycetes; Mycosphaerellales; Mycosphaerellaceae
Exons: 2
Coding region: 157-1686 (509 amino acids)
Biological process (GO): rRNA pseudouridine synthesis; snRNA pseudouridine synthesis; mRNA pseudouridine synthesis
Cellular component (GO): box H/ACA snoRNP complex
Molecular function (GO): RNA binding; pseudouridine synthase activity
Source: RefSeq, a predicted model, not a curated record